Porites evermanni is the source of this 4533-nucleotide messenger RNA. NCBI's taxonomy places the organism in Eukaryota, Metazoa, Cnidaria, Anthozoa, Scleractinia, Poritidae. The record is from the annotation of a GenBank genome assembly.
AUGGCGGCCUCGAAGGUCGAAAUCAAUUUCCGCCGUCUUUUGGAACGCUGCGAAGCGAUGGCCUCAGAAAUCCAGGAGAAUAAAGAAAACGUAAGCUGGAGGUUGGAAAAAGUGAGUUAUAGCAUUCAUAAAAAAAAUUGUUUUCUACUGUUACCCUUCAUAGGAUUUGAACAAACUGUCGACCCCACUAGCUGUCUGGUCGCGUUUGUAACAAUUUUUCACCGUUUUUCUACUCCAUAUUGCAGUAUGUUUUAACGUUACAGAGGCAAGCUGCCGAACAAAAAAAUUCAGAAAGGUUAGUUUUUAAAUGCAGAGUAUUAAGAUAAAAGUUAAACGAGCAAUACGUCAAUGUAAAAUAGUGCUUUUAAAUAACACAGCUGAUCCAGGUAGUCUUUACUCUGACGGGUCUUUAUGUCUGGUCGAUUGUAUUUAUUAAUAAUAUUUUAGUCAUCACAAUAGAGCUUUUUUAUCAGUACCUGACCCAGUUAAAUAAAGGAGGAGAAAGUUUUUUCAUAUUAAAGGAAAGAGUUCAACGUCGUGGUAUAACGACAGUAGACGUAGCUACAAUUGUAGUUCAUUGUUUAGUUUUGGUAACCCAAUAUGGCGGACUAAAGUAUACCUGUAUCGUACAAACGCGCUAUAAUGGUAAAUCUAAUUAAUUGAUAUCAACUAAUCUGGCAAUGGAAACGAGACCCAUAUGCACAUUUCCCCUGUUACCGUAUGUGUGUACUAACUGUUAAACUUUUAUCAAAUACACCUUUUGCUGAUCAUUUAGGCGAAAAAGAUAUUCAUUUUCGCGAAUUGUAGAAUCAAUAUCACUUUCGAUUGUCAUAAGAUGUUAAUGAUUUUCUUUUGGUGAUACUGAUUGUCAAUUGCGCGUGUUUAAAUGUCCACUUGGCGUCCUUGAUUGUCGAUAGAUGCUCUUGUUUGUUCGUUGACACUAUUGAAGGUUUAUAAACGUGCAAAUUGCGCUCUUGAAUGUUCCGUGGCGUUGAUGAAGUGCUUCUUGGUGUUAUAGAAUGUAUAUUCGCCUUAUUGAUUCUACACUAAGCGAAAAUGAAUAUCUUUUUCGCCUAAAUGAUCAGCAAAAGGUGUAAAAGUGAACGUCUCUUUUACAGUGCAGUAAGUAAGCUCAUCCAUAACCUGGAUUAGACAGGACUCCAGCCUUGAAAAUAACUUUUUUUGACCCUGUUGGCUUCAGUUUGGCGUAAAAACAAGGUGGGGGCCCACACCCCUCGGCACCUUCCCCUAGAUCCUAGAUCCUGUCUAUCAGUAGCGUAAAGGUAGACAUCUCCCUUCGGUAGAAGGCAGCGGUUGGCUGGUCUUAGCUAAAUUUAAGUUGUCUAGCAGUAUACAACAUUCUGAAAGGCAGAUGACUUGUGUCUGUAACGUACUGUAGGCAUCAGUGGUCAGGGAUGUAGAUAAUAGCCGGGAACCGGGAAAAAUACCCGGAUGUCAACAUAAUUUUUCCAGCUGAAAAAAAAUGCAGUCUUUAAAAAGGCAACUGUUUUCUUCUCCUGUUAUCUGCCCAUCAAAUGCCAUUUCCCAUCAGUUAUAAAUUUAAGCUACAUCCUUGGUGGUUGGCUGUUAUCAGCUUCCGAGUUUCACUUUUUUGUCACUCUGUAACUAAAGUUUCUUCAAUUCAAAGCAAACAUUCACAUGGUGAAAAAAACCUCUAAUGAAGAUACUGGUGGUUGUUUAAUUUUUUGCAUCACCAAUAAGUGUAGCUAGCAUUUCAGGUCAUGCCUCUUAUGAUUAAAAAAGCGGACCUUUUCAAAAACUGGGAAAUCAAAAUAGUUUGGUUCCAUCAGCUUGUCGAGUCACAUGUAAGAUACAUUUUUGGAAAUAAUCAAAACUUUAAAUAUGACUUAUUUUUUUGUCUUGUUACAGCAAACCAAGUCCAGACACAAUGACUGAAUACAACAAGAAAGUAGAGUUCCUUAAAGGUUUAAUAGAAACACGGAAAAUGGUGAGACAAGGAUCAAUGUUUUGAAAUCUUAAGAUGCCAAUCUGCUGUUGCAUGCAAAUGAGAAAAAUUAUUGUUUAGGAAUAACUAGGAAAUGAUUGUCAGCAGAGAAUAUACAAGUACAAUAAAUUGUAUAUCAUUUGCACGUGACCUUCCAUACAUUGUCUCUGUUUUAUUUAUGUGAGAAAAACUUACAUGCAUAUGCACGUAAAAAUUAUGCAACAGUGGAAAUCUACCAAAAGUCAUAAGGGGAAAAUCCAGGCACCCUUCAAUUUCUACUGGCUCUGAAAAUACCAUGAUAAUUUAGGUUUGUUAGAAGCUCUCAAAUUCUCCUUUCCAAGGGUUUGUUCCCUUUAAUUUUCUAUUUUAGUUAGUGUAGAUCCAUGUAAAAUAAGACUUACCUUCAUUUUAUUAUGUAGAAAUCACCAACAGAAAAACUUCUCGCCAGUCGGAAGUUAGUGCGUCCGCUGAGUCAAACAUCCAAUGCACUGCAGACCACAGAGGCAGACAAAGGACAAACAGUAAACAGAGCACAAGAACUACACAUCAGGGCCAAGUCACAGAUUAAUAAAGAGAUGAGAAGUGAACUUCUGGGAAAAGGUGAGAAUAAUGCAGCUAAAAAUAUUUCACUUCUGAUACAAUGAACUUGUAAGUUAGUUUAUUUGAUAUUUUGUUGAUUUUUGCAAGGAUCAUGCACAUUACUGGCUUACAUUUCUCGACACAUUAUGAAGGUUUUCUUAGCUUAAUAUUGUGAGUCACAAAACUAAGGACCUUCAGGGCACCUUACCAUGACACAUUAAUUUUGCCUUGUUUUUUGGGCAUUUUGUGACCUGAAAUACUUUUAUUUUUUAAAAAUAUUGAACAAAAUUAUUUAAUUGAUUUAUUAGUGCUAGAAGUUAACUAGGAACCUUGCUCAUUUUCCAGACAGUAAGAAAGACAGUCAUGGAGUGCGAAACAGGUGACUGAUUAUAUUUUACUUGCAUAUUACUAGUUUGGUCCCUUAGCCACUGUAAUAGAUAGCUCUUCAUUUUUAAAUCCCCCAUAAUCACUCUGUUUGCUCGCUACAUUUAGCAUAAACUGUGGUCUUCAAAUGUAGCCUGCGAGCAAGCUCUUCAGGGUGCUCUUGCAGCGGGAAAAAGCUGAUGCGAAAUGCUUAUUGGCGGAGAUGACAUUGGUAAUGAUGUCAUUACCCUUGAUGCGUGCUUUCAUGUGUUUUUCAAUACNACAUUUCUCGACACAUUAUGAAGGUUUUCUUAGCUUAAUAUUGUGAGUCACAAAACUAAGGACCUUCAGGGCACCUUACCAUGACACAUUAAUUUUGCCUUGUUUUUUGGGCAUUUUGUGACCUGAAAUACUUUUAUUUUUUAAAAAUAUUGAACAAAAUUAUUUAAUUGAUUUAUUAGUGCUAGAAGUUAACUAGGAACCUUGCUCAUUUUCCAGACAGUAAGAAAGACAGUCAUGGAGUGCGAAACAGGUGACUGAUUAUAUUUUACUUGCAUAUUACUAGUUUGGUCCCUUAGCCACUGUAAUAGAUAGCUCUUCAUUUUUAAAUCCCCCAUAAUCACUCUGUUUGCUCGCUACAUUUAGCAUAAACUGUGGUCUUCAAAUGUAGCCUGCGAGCAAGCUCUUCAGGGUGCUCUUGCAGCGGGAAAAAGCUGAUGCGAAAUGCUUAUUGGCGGAGAUGACAUUGGUAAUGAUGUCAUUACCCUUGAUGCGUGCUUUCAUGUGUUUUUCAAUACUUGUUUAGCUUCGUGCGCAUUUCUGCUUUGCACUUACUUGCAAGCUCUCCUUCCUUUUUCUGCCCUGCUGCCACAGUGUGAUCUGGAGAGAUUGCUUGCACGCUACUUCAAAUGCUCCUGGGAGAAGUGCAUAAUUUCAAUGGCAUUUGAACACAAAAACUUUACUUAUAUGCAAAGCCUGGGAGGCAAAAGCAAUGUUUUUUGUGGUAAUUCAAAAAAUAAUAGUUAAUGGAAACAAAUCCCUGAUAGCAAGUCAGUGUUAAUGCUCUGGUGUUAACUUUUAACAUACUUUCUGCAACAUUGAAUUGUUAGUUAGUGUGGUGAACAAUUAAAAUCUGCCUUCUAUAGCUUGUGUUCCAGCUCCAGGCCCACACAUUUUAAAACCUCAGAGUGUGUUCCAUUUGAAUGAUCUAAAUAAGAAUCAGUGACCUGUGAUCACUCAGAUUGUAGCAAAUUAUUCAAAUAAGGAUCACUCAGAUUAUAGCACUUCAAAGGAUCAGACAAAUCGACCCUGGGAAAGGAUUCAUCAGUUCACUUGAUGUACCAUGAUCUGAAUAAUCUCUAAUCUAAAUCACUCAAAGGAACUCACCCUUAGGCUAUAAUUAUAGCUAGGCUAUACGUGUAGUGUCUGCCAUACACUGGAUACCUGUUUUUGACAAACCUUUUUCUUGAAGAUUAACAGGCAACAAGAAAAGUGAUGCAAAUGAUGAAAGCAUUGACUCAGUUCUACAAUACCAUCAGAACUUACAAGAAAAUAUAGCAGAGGAAAUGAUAAAAAAUGGCUCAGCAUAUAAAACAUACAUCUGUCAUGGCCAGCAACAUUAUUAA